Doryrhamphus excisus (bluestripe pipefish) is the source of this 4086-nucleotide messenger RNA. RefSeq names its product heart development protein with EGF-like domains 1 (gene heg1). Gene Ontology annotation, molecular function: calcium ion binding. The record is from RefSeq and is a predicted model, not a curated record. Gene Ontology annotation, biological process: heart development. Lineage: Eukaryota; Metazoa; Chordata; Actinopteri; Syngnathiformes; Syngnathidae.
ACAGAACACAUUUAGCCUUCCCAAUGCUAGGUGCAUGUUAAUAUUAGCAUAGCAUGCUAUUUUUAGCUGUUUUCGUGUGUAGACACAUAUAAACACUGAGCAUUAUCAUGCUUGGUGUUAACAUGCCAACAUUAGCAUAGUAGCAUUUAAGGUGUUUUCAUAAGUAGACUAUGUAAAGGUAUUAUGUUAGCAUGCUAACAUACCAAUGUUAGCAUUGUUAGCAUACUAACAUGAGCAUACUAGCAUCCCAAUUCUUACAAUAAAACAAAAAUUCUACAAUAAAACAUAAAAAAAUCAUAAUCAAAAAUGUUUAUAAAAAUAAUUCUACACAGUUUUACAAGACAGACUCACAAUAAUGGUUAAAAUCAUUAAUCGAUCAUACUUUUUUUUUUAAAGAGGUAAUAUUGGAUGCAUGCAUGUACCCGAGUUGCUGGUGUGGAUGUGGGUGUGUGCGUCUGUGAAGGAGGAGGAGCCGUGGUCCUGUGGGCGAUAACAGGCUGCUGUUGACUGCUUUGCCUCGGCUCCGUCAUCUUCCUUUCCCCGCCGAUAUCGACCGGACGUAAAGCGGAUUUGUUCCUCGGGUAUGGAAGUUCCGUAACGGGCGAAGAUUCUUCCCCCUGAUGCUGUCCUCGGGAGUCCCGCCGUUCAUUACUCGACUUGACCCACCACGGAGCUGGCUUCUUGGGAAUCAUGAAAACGUGCUUGUGGGAGCCGGUCCUCCUCGGCCUGUUUCUGGCACUACCGGGGCCCCUCAGGGCUGGGACCCCCAUAAACAGCAGCCCGGAUGCGGGGACGACGGCCGUUUCCACACCGAACAGCUCCGAUGAAGUGAACACGGAGUACAAGUUAACUUCCACGUUUCCCACCAGGGAGAGUUCCCCGCCAUCGGAGAGGGACCUGCUGCUCUCACACACCGCGGAUACUGAGCAGCCACAAACCCUAAGAGAAACAUCCACCAAGUCAUCUGAGACCAUUCAGGCGUCCACUGAGCCAUUCUCCUCCUCUCUUGUUGGUACCUCGUCUGAGACCAGCAGCAGAGCUUGGAGGGAUACUCCUCAAAAUCCAGAUAUUCCGAAUGUUUCUCAUAAAUCUGUGUCGCCCUGGAUGGUGACAGAGGACCUGCCGCAGGACAGCCCAGAUUCCAGUCCGCGCAUGGGCAACCCCAUGUCCUCCCCGUCACAGACACAAGCCCUCACAGACAGCAUCUUCACCUCCACCACAAUCAACCGGGCUGGGGAGAGGACGCUACUGUCUGUCACCUCCUCCAGCAAUAGCUCCUCAUCAGCAGUCACACAGAACUUCAGCUUCAAUCAGUCCCCGUCCACAUGGAGUAUUCCGUCCACAGGGGUCACAGACACUGAGGACUUCACAGACACUGAGGACUUCACCCACAGUGCCCCAUCCACUAGGAGUGAAGAAACCAGGAGCCGUUCUUUGACUCACUCCUCAUUUCCAGAACCGGAGAGCUUGGAGACACCAAGAAGAACCAACACUCUUGUUGGACUUCUAAAUGCCACCCAGUAUCAACACAUCCCAGCAUCAGAGGAGACUUCACAGUCAACACCCACUAUGUCCAGCACUGACCCAACUGAUGAGUCUGUCUCAUCCAUACUUCCUGUCAUUUCACCUGUGAGUGGACCCACGCUUGUGUCAUACCAAGAUUCCACUAUCGAACCUUCUACAGAAUCUUUUAGUGGAACCAUGAGCUUCAGCACUCGGAGCCGUGAGGGCACAGAGGAGAGUUCAUCGAAGGAAAACGUGAGCCUUGUUUUCACCACAGCGCCAACUCAAGUCGUCAGCAGUACGACUAACCAGUAUGACUCUCCGUCGGAAACAAGUGAGGUCUUCCUCACCACCACGACGGUCACUCGAACUGACAGAUCUGAAAUGACAGAAGAGGAGACAGUUGGAUCAACUGUAUUCACCACCAGCCCUCUGCUACUUCCCACCUCAUCUUCCACACUCAGUAGCACCUCCCGCACCUUUACUUCAGCGCCUCCCACUAUCCCUUCUACUACGACCCCCACCACAGUUUCCCCCACCCUGACAGAGCAGACUUCAGCAGCUCCCCCUGCCCUCAUCUCCCCCACGAGCAAAGCCCCCAUAUCAUCAACUGGGGUCAUCCAGCCCACCAGCUUCACCACCUUGCAGCAGGAAACGAGCAUGAGCGCUCUGGGGGCCACCACGGCCCAAAGCCGUCACAUCACCGCGCCUUACACCCACAGCAGCACGACGGGGAGCACAGCGGCUCUGCACACCACCCACAAGCAAACAGACAGGGUGACCACAGAGGGAGUGGCGGCAACAUCUCCCACUCAUGUUCAGCCCACAAAGGCGGCUCCACCAAGAGACCCUUGCGUGUCCAACCCGUGUAUGAACGGAGGGAUGUGUGUGAGCUACCAGCACGGUCGCUUCAGGUGCGACUGUCCCCAGGCCUGGACGGGCCCCACCUGCAACCAAGACAUGGAUGAGUGUGAGAAGGACCCCUGUCCACUGGGCUCCAGAUGUGUGAACACCAGGGGUUCCUUCAGCUGUGAAUGCCCGCUCGGCUUCGACCUGGAGGAUGGACGUACGUGCACCAGAGCAAAAACAUUUCUGGGAACAUUCAGCCUUAACAGAGUGACACAUGACACCAAUAUCUUCAAGAGCGCCACCAUGCAUGAGAUCCAGAGAGAGAUUAUUCAGCUGCUCAAUGCCUCCUUGUCCAUCCUCAGAGGCUACAGCCGCUCCACUCUCAGUAAGAAGGAAGAGGAUGGUGUCCGUAUCUCUGCCGUCAACAUGUUCUCCAUCUCCACCGACGUCACCAGCGCCGAGGUCUACAACAGCAUUCAGAUGUCUUUGAAAAAUUGCAGCUCCUCACAGUCCCACUGCCGUGUGGUCCUGCACCACCGGCUCACGUACCACGUGGAGAGUCUUUGUUUGGCCCAGAGGAUUCAGUGUGAUGGCGAGCGUUCCACCUGCACGGAUGUCAACGGCACCGCGCAAUGUCAGUGUCUACAAGGAUAUUACAAACAUAACCCUGAUGACCUGUCCUGCCUAGAAUGCGGGGAUGGCUACAAGCUGGAAAAUGGCUCCUGCGUCCCCUGCAUGUUUGGUUUUGGAGGCUUCAACUGUGGGAAUUUUUACAAGCUGAUUGCUGUUGUUGUUUCACCUGCGGGGGGCGCCCUGCUCCUAAUCCUCAUCAUUGCACUCAUCGUCACCUGCUGCAAGAGAGACAAGAAUGACAUCAACAAGAUCAUCUUCAAGAGUGGAGACCUUCAGAUGUCUCCAUAUGCAGACUUCCCCAAAAGCAACCGCAUCUCCAUGGAGUGGGGCAGGGAGACCAUUGAGAUGCAAGAGAACGGCAGCACCAAGAACCUGCUGCAGAUGACCGACAUAUACUACUCUCCCGCGUUACGGAACUCUGACCUGGACAGAAACGGCUUGUACCCAUUCACGGGGCUGCCGGGCUCUCGCCACUCGUGCAUCUACCCCGCGCAGUGGAACCCAUCCUUCAUCAGUGACGAUUCACGCCGAAGAGACUACUUUUAACUUGCACCAUCCGAAACAGGCAAUCUCUGAUACUCACAUUCAGACAGUCAUUAGAAUACAUCAUAUAAUGCCAAAGUAAAAUGAAAGUAUUCCAGUGCCUUUGCAUGGAAUAUGCUCAUUUCGUUCAAGAGAGUAAAUACAAAAGCCUCGGUAUGCUGAACUAUGAAUAUAUGCAUGGCACUGCACUGAUUUCAUUAAGAGUUUAAGGAUGAAAUAUACUGUUAAUAAAACCACUACAUUGAAGUUAGUAGAAGUUGAAAGUAGACUUUGCGAUCUGAUACCAGCCUUUAUUUAUUCACAGAAUGUACAAAAUGUGGCAUUUUAUUCAGAUACACUGAAAGGUAAACCUGUGGCUUUAAGUGUGUAUGUUUUUGUGUGUGUGUGUGUGUGUGUGUGUGUUAUUAUUUGUACACUAGAAGUAUUAUAACUGCCACUGAGCAUUGGAAUGUACAGAUGUGUUAUUUUUUUAGAAUAUUAUUUUUAUGCGGCAUAUUUCCUCAUUUCUGGCGUUUUAGUCAGAUGUCUUUAUUUAAAUAAAUACAUAUUGCACAGAAA